Molecule: messenger RNA, 1907 nt
Organism: Calliphora vicina (urban bluebottle blowfly)
Lineage: Eukaryota; Metazoa; Arthropoda; Insecta; Diptera; Calliphoridae
Product: pH-sensitive chloride channel 2-like
Exons: 1
Coding region: 185-1864 (559 amino acids)
Biological process (GO): signal transduction; regulation of membrane potential; chloride transmembrane transport
Cellular component (GO): neuron projection; synapse; plasma membrane
Molecular function (GO): chloride channel activity; transmitter-gated monoatomic ion channel activity involved in regulation of postsynaptic membrane potential; excitatory extracellular ligand-gated monoatomic ion channel activity
Source: RefSeq, a predicted model, not a curated record
AUCAAGUGGCGAAAUUAUAAACAGUAUGAAAAAUCUUUGCGAUCCGCGUACAACGAACUUAAACAAUUGUCAAACAUUACGGUCAUACGAGUACAAACGUCGCCAUUUUAAAAUAACACCUUCUGGAGGUGAUGGUGUCAAUGCAAAACAAAACGAAAGAAACUAAAGAUACAAAAACAAAAUUAUGAAUAUUUAUUUUGUGUUUGUGAGCUUGACAGUGAGUUACAUCGGAGAAUCGUUUGCAUUAACGUCGGUGGUAAAUGGUGUCAGUAAUACUGAAGCAGGAGCAGCAGCAGCAACAGUGGUGUCAGCCGCAACUGCAGCUAUAUUGAGAACUGACAACAACAAGGAUGUUAAUGAUAAUGUGCAUGUCUCGCUGUCGGGAAAAUUAAAUUCAGUAUCGGUAAAUAAUGGCAGCACAUUCAGUGUUUUGUCAGAUUUAAAUGUUACACAAUUUUCGGAUGACACAUGUCCCUCGAUGGAUGAUGCUGACGGAUUGACUCAAACUCAAUUGAUAAACCGAUUGACGGCACCCUGUCGUUAUGAUCGCUUAGAGCGUCCUCAAAUUGUUGAAAAUGGCACUACUAACUCGGAGGCACCCGUGGAUGUGCAUGUACGUGUCUAUAUAUAUGUUCUUCAAAAUUUGGAUUCCAGUGAUUUGCAGUUUAAGAUGCAUGGUCUUAUUCAGAUGCGUUAUAAUGAUCCGCGGCUGGCAUUUUCAAAAUAUGCACCCAGUAGAACCCAAUCAAUAUUGGGAGAGUCGUCAUUGCGUGGUCUCAUUUGGGUACCUCACAUUUUUCUGGCCAAUGAACAUGAUUCCAGUGUUCUAGGUACUAACGAGAAGGACAUACUUACUGCUAUAAGUCCUAAUGGGACUGUUAUUAUAUCGUCGCGUGUCCAGGCCACGCUGUAUUGUUGGAUGAAAUUGCAAAAGUUUCCUUUUGAUGAACAGUUUUGCCCCACCGUGCUUGAGAGCUGGAUGUAUAACUCCUCGGAACUGGUUCUACAUUGGGAACAAAAUGAGCCCGUGGCUUUUGAUCCCAAAAUGCAUUUGACUGAAUAUGCCCUUCAGAAUGUUUGGAAGAACGAGACCACCAUUAAUGCCGAUUUAGAUGAUUUGCGCCACGGUGCCUUUGCCGGAAACUACAGUUCACUCUCAUUUACCGUCCAUUUGACACGGGAAGUUGGUUAUUAUGUGAUGGAUUAUUUUCUGCCUUCCAUAAUGAUCGUAGCCAUAUCAUGGGUAUCAUUUUGGCUGCAAGCUGAUCAAACACCAGCACGCACUACUCUUGGCUGCACAACCAUGCUGUCAUUCAUUACUCUGGCCUCGUCACAGGAAAAUAAUUUGCCAAAAGUUAGCUACAUAAAAAUUUCGGAAGUUUGGUUUCUUGGCUGCACUUGCUUCAUAUUUGGCAGCCUUGUGGAGUUUGCUUUCGUCAAUACAAUUUGGCGUCGCAAGCACAGCGUUGAAGUUAAAAAAGUAAAAAGCAAAUAUAUUUUAAAAUCGACUCUAACGCCUCGCAUGAAAAGGCACAAAAUGAUGGACAGUGUUAACUGUGAUAAUCUUUCGUCUCAAAAACACGGAUGUGAACGAUAUCUCUCCGUGAUAGAAUCACCAGUCAUCAUAACCGUGGAUGAGGAAACUACGAAUAAAUUUAAAUCUAACGAGUCGAUCACAACCCCUUCAAUCAGUAUAGAUGAAUGCGACAAUGAAAAGGAGAAAAAGUAUCCGCCUAAUAAUACGUGGUCGACAAUGACUCCGCACGAGGUAUCCCUAUGGAUAGAUAGAAAAGCCCGCUUUGUGUUUCCUCUGGCCUUCAUUAUAUUUAAUGCAUUCUUCUGGACAUUUGUGUAUUGUUUGUAAAAAUAAAUCCGUAUCUUUACAUUUACAUAUGUAUCUUGCCUAA